This is a messenger RNA of Paraphaeosphaeria sporulosa, 1189 nucleotides long. RefSeq lists its product as uncharacterized. The record is from RefSeq and is a predicted model, not a curated record. Bases 265 to 1053 code for a protein of 262 amino acids. The transcript has a single exon. NCBI's taxonomy places the organism in Eukaryota, Fungi, Ascomycota, Dothideomycetes, Pleosporales, Didymosphaeriaceae.
GCCAGAUUGGGAUAAAACAUGGGAGGCUUAGUAGCGCAUGUGCUCCGCCUCGCAACACAACCCCCAACCUGCCAAGCCAAGUGAAAGGAUAUAUACUGACAUGCCUUUCUCCUGUCAUCACUCUGCAUACUGCACUAAUGACCGAUCAAUAGCAUUUGAGAUACUUCAACACUACAACCGAUCCUAGCUAUACCCAGAAGCACAAGGGAGACAUAAAUCAACACCACACCUCUGUCUCCCGACAUUGACUUCGGAAGCCUCAGAAUGGGAGUCCCGGAGAAGACCACACCCCUUCACAACGCCGAUGCCGCAGAGCCGGCCCCGCCCGCAUACGUCCAAAAUCAACCACUACCAAAUUACCUUUGCAGCGAAUCAAAAGCCGCACCGCAACAACAAUUCUCGCUACAGCCCCAACAUCUACGCUUCCCCUCCCAAUUCAAUGUCUACACCCACUUCAGCACCUUCACCCUAGGCCCCCACCAGGAUGAUAAGCUCUUCACCGUCGUCCAAACCGGCCUUCGAAAACCCAUGGCGCUCGUCCAAGGCGACGACAAAAAGGCGCCGCCGCUUUCCACCCUCAAAAUGAAAGGCCUGGGCAGCACCUCCGUGCUCACCAUCUUCCCCCACGAGGGCGGCGAGGUCUUCGAGCCUCUGGAGAUCACCAUCGAAAACCACUCUUCCAAGCAUUGCUUCUGCAUCGCGCUUCCCAACAAGGCUCCACAUUAUUUUGAGUGGCGCAGUUCAAAGAGCGAGGAGGUGCAGGCGCUCGGGUCGUACAAGCGCGGCUGGAAGCUGGUGUGGCUGCGGAAAGAUGGAGGGGGGGAGGAGAUUGUGGCUGCGAGCGCGCUGAACAACACCAUGAGCAUGAAGAAGGGGCUCAAAUUUGGCUUCUUCAAUGCGGGCUUGGACGGGACGCUCGGGGAUACGUUUCAUAUUGCGGCGGUCACGACGGCGAUGAAUGAUUUCGAGAUGUUCUUGAGUACCAAAACCGCGAUUUCGGGGAAUGCUGCAACAGCUGCGAGUGUGGCUUCGGUGUCGGCCGUGACUUCGUGAGAAAGGUUCAAGAUAUCGCCAUGCGCAUUGCUUGGUGAUGGGCGGCACCGCUGCCGCACAUUACGAUAGUUAGACAUUUAAGAUAUGUAAGAUAGAUCGUGAGAGGGCAUAAGCCUAAUGACACUAGCAACGACAA